Sander lucioperca (pikeperch) is the source of this 5193-nucleotide messenger RNA. It is a transcript of the gene ngfra, whose product is annotated as nerve growth factor receptor a (TNFR superfamily, member 16). Lineage: Eukaryota; Metazoa; Chordata; Actinopteri; Perciformes; Percidae. Gene Ontology annotation, cellular component: cell surface; plasma membrane. The coding region runs from base 386 to 1447 and encodes 353 amino acids. The transcript has 6 exons. Gene Ontology annotation, molecular function: coreceptor activity; death receptor activity; nerve growth factor binding. The record is from RefSeq and is a predicted model, not a curated record. Gene Ontology annotation, biological process: Rho protein signal transduction.
GAGAGAGAGAGAGAGAGAGGGUUGUAUAGCUAAUACUGCAGGAGUAUCAGGGGUAAUAAACUGGAGGGUGGACGUGCCCCCUCUCUCCUCCGCAGUGCACUUGCAGCUUAGCAGCACUCCGGACAGGACUCUUCUUCUCCUCCUCUCUGUGUGUUUGUGUGUGCUGGUAGUGGUGGUGGUGCUGAGGAGUGCACCGACGGUCGCAGCUGACUCCAGUCCAGAGGUCCCGGACAGAGGCGUGAUGGUGCGGACUCAUUGAUAAAAUCCGCUGCCGCUGGAAUUAAAAUGAGCACUCCCGCUGAGCGGCUCUCCUCCUCCACAUAGCGCUGCCUUCUCUGCACAAGAUCUGUUUGUGUGUUUGUGUGACUCCAGCAGGCGACGCAGGAUGACUACUACCUUAUCUCUGGUGAUUCUGUGCGCUUUGGUGGCGUUAGCGUUGGCGUCUAAGACGGAGCGGGCGGUGCAGCUCCCCUGUGACUCCGGCCAGUACACCACCAAUGGAGAAUGCUGCCAGGAGUGUCCACCUGGAGAGGGAGUGGUGAAGAAAUGUGGCGUCACACAGACUGUCUGCUCCCAGUGUUUGGACAGUGAGACCUUCUCAGAGAACUACAGUCACACAGAGCAGUGCAGGCCCUGCACUGAGUGUACCGGCCUGAUGCGCAUGGAGACGCCCUGCACCGACUCCAACGACGCCAUCUGCGUCUGCAACUACAACUUUUUCUUCAACGGGCUAUCCGGCCAGUGCGAGCCAUGUACAGUGUGCCCAGUGGGCCAGGGUGUGUUCGCGCACUGCGAACACGACCAUGACACGGUGUGCGAGGAGUGCGUGGAUGAUACCUUCUCCGACCGCGAAAGCUCCCUCGACCCCUGCCUGCCCUGCACCAUCUGUGAUGAGGAGGACAGUGAGAUACAGCUGGCUGUGUGCACACCAAACAGCGACUCGGUCUGUCACAAUCCUCUGCUCCCAACAUAUAUCUCUCCCACCUCCGAUAUGGGUCUGUCUCCACCCUCCUUCACCAAUUACUUCCUCCCUGAUGGCUCCGACAGCCCGCUGCCAGGAGGACAGACGACCACGUCCAGCGCCGGCUCUCCUCGCUUCCUCGGCCACGGGCUCAACGAAAACCUCAUCCCCAUCUACUGCUCCAUCCUGGCUGCCGUGGUGGUGGGCCUUGUGGCCUACAUCGUUUUCAAGCGGUGGAAUAGCUGCAAGCAGAACAAGCAGGCAGCUAAUAACCGCGCAGCUACAAACAACCAGAUGGUGACGCCGGAGGGAGAGAAGCUGCACAGCGACAGCGGCAUUUCGGUGGACAGUCAGAGUCUGCAGGAGCAGCAGCAGCAGGCCCAGGCUGAAGUCCAGGCUCAGCCCUCACACUCACGCACACAAGAACAGAUAGUGGUGAGGGUGGAUGGCGGCCCCCAGCCUGACACGCCUUCUCCUGAAGUCUAAAGGAAGAGGAAGAGGAAGAAAAAGAAGAAGAGGAGGCUUCAGAGCUAAGGACGGGGAGAGGAGAGCAGGGACUUGAACUGUGGACCAAAAAGAAAGCAGGGGCGAGGACCACAUGGAAACGUCAAACUGACUGAUUCAUAUCAGAAGUGGACAAAGGAGCAAAGACUUGUAUGGACCUUUCAGCACCUUUGGGCCACAGUCUGACUCUUCAUCCCUGCAUAUAGAGUCCAACUCUAUCAAUCAGUGUGUGCCUGGACACAACUUCUACGGCAAUAUCAACCAAUAUCUGUACCAAUGUCACUGCAGAUACAUAAUCAUAGAUAUAUGCCAGGGCAUCUCGUAUUAACUGACUAUUCCAGUAUCUAAUAAUGACAUAAUUCUCACUAACUCCUCAGCCCCUUUUUAAGCUUUACAUUGUCCCCUUAAUUCCACAAUCACUCGCCAUGAAACAUAUGUGCCUGACAGGUAAAUAGGUAGAAAGGUUCUCCAUUAUCUCCUCUUUCUUUUCCUUGUGCCUCAAAGAGACUUUCUUCCUCAGAGACCAAGCUUUGUUUCUCUCACAUCUUCCUCUGUGGCGUCCCACUCUCUGAUAAUCCUCUGUCUCUCUCCAUAGAAUUCCCUCUAUUAGACCCCCGCCAUCAUCUGCGAUACAAAAAGCAGCGGGGGAGCCGUGAGUCACUCCCGAAACUUCUGAAGUUCCUUAUUCUUUUAUCAUUUAGCCACAGACGCUUUUCAUGGCAUGUUGUCUUGUAAAACGUGUCAUUGUUUGAGAUUGGCUGCACCGACAGAUGCAAAUGACUCAUAUUUGAGACAAAGGUCAAUAGCUGCGCAGCCCGCUCGGUUAUCAACAGUUUUUUUCUUUGGGUGAGAUGUGUAUUCCGGAACUCGACGUUGACCCCUUCACAGCGCCUCCAGGGAUUGAAUUUCAUGCUUAUAAUGUAACACCCCAUAAUGUUCGUUCCUCCUGUUUGUGGUGCAUUACUUUCAUUUUGUGGCUUGAGUUACACGGCUGAUUCAGCAGGGUGCCUCCAUGGCCCUGACAUAAGAAAAACAUCUCGGGACAGUGGAGCUCUGCUGACUCACUGUGAUGCUGUCUAAUGACGCCAUCAGUGACCCAGUAUACAGAGCUGCUCAUUAAACAGAUGCUUCAAUGAAUUCGGUACUGAAAAGAAACUGUACAAAAGGAAUCCCAUUUGUCGUUCUUUACGCUUACUGAGUGGAAAAUUGGGACACCCCUCAGAGACACCCACCCUCUCCACACUCACUCUUACAGUCUUGCGUACGACUCUGUCUGCGUGAUAGAGCCUGAUAAACAGUGCAGAGGCGCUAAUGCAUCGGUGGCGGCGGCGCUCACGUCAACACGGGGCCCAUUAGAUAGACGUCCUGACAGGCAGGUAGUAAUUACCUCAGGGUUUCAGCUUCAUUUACCCUCUGCUUGGCUCGGCUCAGCCACGUCUCAUCGGGAUUAAUGCUGCGGACAACAGAGGGGCGACACGGCUCUCUUUGAAGCCUCAGCAUGACAUUACAGAUCCCUUAUCUAAGUCUGAAGCCACUGACAUUUACUAUAUCGCCAUGGUGAUAUAAAAGCACUUAGUUGCAAGGCAGGGUGGCACCUUUUAUCACGCAGGACCACUUUAAUCUGCCUCCCUCCCGCUGCUUGCAGUAACUGUAAAAGAAGUCAACAUAGAUAUCUAGUAAAAGAAGUAUAGUGUAGCAGAGUUUGACUGCACUGCUUUAGCAUUCAUUUCUACAGAAGCGUGUACUUUCUCAGGGUACCUCUUGUUGUGGUGUGACUAAAGAUUAUCAAGAGAUCUGUAGAUGAUUUCUGUAAACAACCUGUAGAUGUAUGAUAGAGUAGGUAGGUAGGCAGGUACAAAUAUAAAGCAGCUGUUGAUGUUGAAAAAAGACAAAGAUACGGGUUGAUAUGCUAAUUAGCUGAUUCCGACACGAUUCCGACACUGAAUUUAAAGACAUAGUUGGACAUUUUGGGGAAAAAAAGUUAUUCACUUUGUUUCUCAGACUUUAAUAAGAAGAUCAAUACCACUCUCAUGUCCCGUACAGUAAAUACAAAGCUACCGCCAGCAUUUGGUUAGCUUAGCUGAGUAUAAAGACGGGAGUAACAGCUAGCCUGACUCUGUCCAGAGAUCACAAAAUCCACCUAGCAGGACCUUGAAAACUUACUCAUUACUACAUUAUAUCUAGUUUGUUUAAUACAAAAAACACAAGUGUAAAACACAACAUGUUUGGUGAUAAGCUGGACCAGAACUUCUUGACAAGGUAUCUAUCUUCUUAUGUAACUCUGGCAAAGAAAGCAAAUACCUGUACGAACUAAGAUAUGUUUACUUGUCGGCAGAGCUUGUAGAGUUUAGUGAGCAAUGGAUGGAUAAGAAAUGUCUGGAAGACAGAGAAAGUGAGUCAUUAAAUCAUGUGCGACGCUGCAUGGAUCGGUCGCAUGGUCACCAACAUCUCAAGAAAAUUAAAGUUUGUGGUCUCUUCGCCUGUGAUUCAUCUGGAAUCAGUGCAGCGAUAUGAAUGGAAACUAAUGAAACACUGCUGUUCUUCUGCACACACACACACACACACACACACACACACACACACACACACACACACACACACACAGUGUAUGAUUCACUCCUCUACUGAGAGAGCUGGUGUGAUUCAUCCUGAUCCUAGCUGUCGCAGUGACAUUAAAGCAGACGCUGCUACAGUAUGAGUGACCAGAGUGUUGAUUUAAAGAAAAGAAAAUCCUCGACUCUGUGGCCCCCUGAGGCCCAAUUGACCCUCGAGCAGCGCACUCAUCCACCCUGAACCGACUUAUUCUCUUUCUCCUGCAGCUUGUGAAGUGAGACACACAAUGGAAGAAUGUACAACCUGAAUAUAAACAGAAAUAUGCAAGACACAUUCAAGGAUAAGGUUUAUGUUUGCCCUCAUUCUGUUGUUGUAAAUUUGUCUUUCCUGUUAUUUUUUUAUAUUCUGACUAGUAUUAUACUUUUUGGAGUCAGUAUUUUUUUCUAAAUAUGUUAUUUUGUCGCACUUAUUAGAUGUAAUAUGAAUGCACUCAAAGAGUGUACCACAGUUCAAGUGCCUGUGUACAGUGUCAGGUCUUUAAGUUUAGAAGUUCGACUAUAUUUUUUUUGUGCAGUUUUUCCACUUAUUUUAUGAUUUUGUUGUGCAUUUCUUUGAUAUGUUGAGAGCUAAUAAAGGUUUUUAGUAAACAGAAUUCAGACGAACUUUGGAGACUCAAGCAAACUGUAUAAACCUGGCACAAAUAUAGAGAGACUUACAGUACACAGUUUGCCAAUGAAGACAUACUGUAUGUUAACAUGCUAUAAAUACUUGCAACUAACAGGAGGUUCAUGUAGCAGUACAAAAACAUACACAUGACACCUGAGACGUCUACUCUAAAACUCACAUAUGCUAUUAGUCAAUAGAAAUCACCUCUCCUGUGCAGAGGUUUUGCAUGUACAGUAAGUUUCAUCAUGUACCUCCAGAGGCGACGAGACAUGUAAUCUGCCGUAACAUGAAAAUCGUUACAAACUUGAAACAGAUGGAUCAGGACCUGCUCCUGAAAAAGCUGAAUGUCACCUGUACUUACCUACUAAUGUAAAAUGCAUUGUGUAAAUGUGAAUUUCUUAGAGUUGAUACAAGAUACAACAAUACACUAUAAAAUGUAAAAAAAAACAACUAAAAUGUUUGCAAAUGAAUUGAGCAUCUAUAAUACAAUAAACAGAGAAGUCAUUGCA